CGGGGCUGGCUCGCGCGCGCGGUUUCGGCGGGAGGCGGGUGUCGGCGGUGGGUGCUCCGGCAGAGCGCCCGGUGCUAUGGGCCGCCGGUGGCAGGGACGGCACCUCUGGUUCUACCUGCUGGCCCUGGGCUUCAAGGAGGAGCCUCGCCACUGCUGCCACUUGGUACUGGGACCGAAGAUGUUCAAUGUACCAAAUACCUCUGCGCUUCACGUUGUUGCCACCUUCUUGUUUAAAAAGCUGGAUCCGGCUCGCGCGGCACUAACUUUCAGAAACUGUGGCUUUGCAGGUCCGUGUUUUGUGAAGCAGUGUUUUAUAUGGCUAAAAGACAUUGAAAAGAAACACCAAGGCUGUCUUCAACAAGUUACAUCGUCCUCUUUAAUUUCUCCUGGUGGUCCUAAAUUUAUUCGUAUGUUCUAUUCAUUUGCAAGACAUGUACUGGUUGAGGACAUGAAAAAGAAUUCUGUAGGCGCUGAUAUGCUUAUUGCCAAAGCUGUAAAGUUGACACAUCGGAAUAUGUACAUGGCAAAGGCAAGAUGCAGAGUUGCAUACAAUAAACUUCUGCAAAUUUUUGUAAAGGAGCACUUGGUUAUUCAAGAAUAUCAGAAAAAAGCAUGGCUUUUAAUUAAAGACAAAAAACAGAUACAGUCUGAAUAUGCAGUCCUCCAGACACAGUCUUGGAAGAUGGAACGAAAUGUCGAAAACAAAAAUGACAAAACUGAGAGAAUUCAAAAGGUCCGCAGCAUGUGGACACUUGUAAUGGAAAUGCUUACAUCUCUGAAAAAGGAAAAGCAAGUUGUGGAUUCUGUACUUGAUGCACUUGAAGAUGGCAUUAGUCAGUGCAUUUUGGAUGGAACUAAAGUUGUUGUCAGUGUUCCACAGCUGUUGAGUCACAGAGUGGAAAAUGAUGUGUACCAACGUUGUACAGGGAAUGUAUAUGAAGAUAAAAACCUCAAUUUCUUAACAGUCAUCCAGUUAUUAAAUGAAGCUCUCAGGACAUUGAGAGAUGAACACUGUCAGUCUGAAUUGGAAAAAUACCUUUGUGUCUUUGAGAAUAGGCUUAUGUGCCACAGGAAGUCACUACAGGGUUUGAAAGUGAAGAGGCUAGAAAUAGAGCAACAGCGUCGUGUAUCAAGUGAAUCUAUUUCUAGAGAACAGGAAAACUGGGAAGUGAAGUGGAAAAGCUUUCUUGGCCUGUGUCCUUUUUAUUUCAGCUUGAAUCAGGAUCGAGACUCUGGAUUAACAGCUUUUCAACACCAUUCUUCUAGAGUUGCAGAAGAAGAUGAAGUCUUUUGUCAGCAUCUACUAUCAGUUUCAGAUGUUUUUGACUCUGUUACUGAAGAAAGUUGCGAGAAAGAUGACUGGGCAUUGGAAACUAUGAUGGAUAAGUCAACACCACCAUGGAUCUCUUCAGUGCCUUUGGAGAUAUCAAAAGCAUCAGAAAACACAGACUUGUUAACUGAAAAGGACUUGCAUAUUGAAACUUACAAGGUGGAAAAAAAGCCUGUGUCUCAAGACAUACUAAGAAAUAGAAAGGAUGAGUCUGCCAUUUCAGAAAUAGGGGAGAAUGCAGGUUAUCCUGUCAAAAAAGAAGAUCCACUUGAGAAAGCCAGAGAUGAACUGGCAGAAGAGGUUGUAGAAGCAGUGGUAUCUGAGUCGACUCAGAGUGGUGAAAGAAAAGAAAUGGCAUUAGAAGAUCUCAUUAACUCAUUGUGUUUUGACCCGUUUAUAACGAGAAAACAAAUUCCCCGAACUCCAGAAAAUCUGCUAACAGAAAUCAGAAGAUCAUGGAGAAAAGCUGUUCAGACUGAGGACUCAUCAGACACAAAGCUGAACCUAACUGAGGUAACAAUAGAAGAAGCUCCAGUGGAUGCUACACCUAUACUGCAGAAGGUGGCAGACUCUAGAUUUGUGUGCUUUGACCCUGCAUCUCCUGUACCUGACUUUCAUCCUGCCUUGUCAGAAAGCAAGUCCCAAUUAAGUUAUACAGAAUUUAGACCUCAAAAGCAGAUGAGGGUAAGUCAUAUUGAAUCUCCAGUUUCGGAAGCAUCUGGAAUGCAAGUAAGUGAGAGAACCGAAGCACAGGGAUUAAAAGACAUUGUUUUGAACAAAAGUUCUGUAGAUGAUUUAGAAGAACAUACUUCUCAAUAUGUAAAGAGCAUCAUGAAUACUCCAGACGUACGUUCAGAAAACAGUUGUGGAACGAAUGUUCUACCUUCAGACCGUUUUCAGGGUUCCUUAGUGGAUGGGAUGCUGCACUGGAAUGUAUCUUCAUUGUUAAAUUCUGUCAGUGGUGAAACUGCCUGCUUGGGGAUAUUGGGUGAGACACUUGAAGGGUGUCUUGAAGGAGAAGAAUUUAGUAAUGCAGAUGCCAACAAAUCUGCAAGCUCUGCGUCUGAUUUUGAUGUAAUGGACAGCCCAUAUGUAACAGGGGUUUUGAAAAAUGAGGGGGGUAUUAAAAGAUCACAGCUAGAUCUACAGUCCCUGUUCAACCCACAUAAAGCGCUGAAAAAGACUCUAUCUACAAGUGAAGAGGAGCUGCAUCAAAUACUUAAUAGAGGUGAAUCUGUAAGCUCUGUAUCAGCCCCAAGUCUUGCACCAGAAAAAAGAGAAAGAGAUGAAUUCUCCAGUCCCCAAGAGCUCUUCUUCUUGGAUGAAGAAUUUACCAAGACGCCAUCACCAAAAUCCCUUAAUGAAAGAAAAUAUUCCCUGUCAUCUUUGCUGGUAUCCUGUCAACAUCUGGAGGAAAUGGCAUCAAUGCUACAUGAAAUCCCAUUAGACUUAAAACAUAAAUUGAAAGAUAAAGAGCAUUUGGAUGAGGAGCCAGCCAUGAAGGAACCAUCAUCAGGAUAGAAUUAUGGUUAAGGAGAAACGUAACCAUAGUAGCACAGUUAUGGUUCACUUGAGAGUGUAACAUCUUCUCCAAGCACUACCCGGAUGGAGAAGUUGCACUCCUAUUUUUUGCAGAGGCUGUAUUCCAGUCUCCUUUUCUUUAAGCAUGUUAGUUGCCUGUUCUUGUUCUUUUAAUAUGUCAUCCAUAGUAGAAUUCUAUGUACAGCCCCUCUUUUAAGUAUAGAACUGUUUUUAAUUUUUAUAAGUAUGAGAUGAGUAGGUGGCAUAAUCCUACAAAAUGUAAAGACAAAGUCGCUCAUAAAAUUUUGUUGUCUGUAUCCUUCCUUAUUUCUACCCACCUUCCAAAACCUACCUUUCCUCCCUUCCCUCCCUCCCUUAAAACUAGCCUGAGUUUAUUGGUUCCAUGACACUGAAAUUGGCAUAGUCAGCAAGGUGUGAAUAGAGGAAUCGUGACAGAGGCACAGAUGUGCCCCUCCUCCCCCAGGUGUGCACUGGGCAAAGAAGUGGUUCGGUACACCAGUGCUGGUAGAGAGAACCGAACAACCCGUGGGAGAUGGUAGUGACAGCAUGUGCCCCGUUGUAUUUAGUUACAUGUGAGGUCAGUUUUUGAAAUGCCUUAAUGAAAAAGAGCUAGUAAUGGUUGUACAGAAGAUUUUCACUAAAACAGUUGGUAUUUAAUGGAGUACUAGGAAUUUAACAAGCUAGUCUGAAGCCUGUCGUGGGUACAUGCUGCGCACAGGCGCAGGACUGUUCUUUUGGAAGAUCAGGAAGGGAUGAUUUGGAGAAGCAGGUGUAGGUAGUU
This is a messenger RNA of Strigops habroptila (Kakapo), 3653 nucleotides long. RefSeq names its product HAUS augmin like complex subunit 6 (gene HAUS6). The record is from RefSeq and is a predicted model, not a curated record. Gene Ontology annotation, molecular function: microtubule binding. The coding region runs from base 77 to 2851 and encodes 924 amino acids. The transcript has 17 exons. Gene Ontology annotation, cellular component: HAUS complex; mitotic spindle microtubule. NCBI's taxonomy places the organism in Eukaryota, Metazoa, Chordata, Aves, Psittaciformes, Psittacidae. Gene Ontology annotation, biological process: spindle assembly.